Ostertagia ostertagi is the source of this 774-nucleotide messenger RNA. The record is from the annotation of a GenBank genome assembly. Lineage: Eukaryota; Metazoa; Nematoda; Chromadorea; Rhabditida; Trichostrongylidae.
CUAUUUCAAAAUCAAUUUCAGGCCAUAAAAGUUAGAGUGGUCAGUCGGAAAUGCUACAUUCUGCUGUUGAACAGAGCAGUUGGCGAUCUUGUCUCGUGUAUCGUCGCUUUGAUUGUCUGUGGUUACGUGCUGCUUUGGCCUGAAAUCAAUCGUGACAUGGUCAUUUUGAUGGAAUCGUUCUUCAUAGGUUCAUUUUGGUCGGCAAUGGUAUCCUACGUGGCCCUUUCAGUGCUCAAGUUGUUCGCUGUGUGGCGACCAUUUCACUAUCGGAAAUGGUUCACAAUGAAGCGCUGCAUCAACUUGAUAAUAUUUAGUUGGGUGAUGUUCAUUCUGAUGAUCAGCUAUACCCUAAGUAUUUCGGCAUUGGUGAAAAUUCCUGCACUCAAUGAAUGGUCAGGCUGUAAAAUGGAGACUUGCCUGAGAAAUAUGUACAGUGUUGUUGAUAACGUGCACAAAAGUUUGUGGACUCCUUUAAAAAGCGAGAUUCCACAAAAUCCGAAGGCGGUCGACGAGUACGGUUCCCGUUAUGGAAACUCGCACUCAACGUUGGCACCUUCGCUGUUCUCUACUUAUUUUAUGCUAUUUGGUGGGUGUGCCGCACUGCUGAUCAAUCAGGAUCAGUGCUUCUUCCAACGUAACUAUGCGGAAAUGAUGCGAAUCCUUGCGGUUGUCCGAUGCACGCUGUUGCUGCGUAUCCUUGUCGAUCCGAUACUGUCCUUCGCGACCGAUUUCCAGGUGACCAUGUUAUGCAUGAAAUUCUGGUUUUUCAAGUAA